UUCACUUGGGGUCACGUCCGACUAUGUAUGUGUUUACCCCCCCGCACUCCUGUACCCUGUCCCUGGGUCAGAACCCUGCUGCCUCCUGGCCUGUACCCUGUCCCUGGGUCAGAACCCUGCUGCCUCCUGGCCUGUAGCCUGUCCCUGGGUCAGAACCCUGCUGCCUCCUGGCCUGUAGCCUGUCCCUGGGUCAGAACCCUGCUGCCUCCUGGCCUGUACCCUGUCCCUGGGUCAGAACCCUGCUGCCUCCUGGCCUGUACCCUGUCCCUGGGUCAGAACCCUGCUGCCUCCUGGCCUGUACCCUGUCCCUGGGUCAGAACUCUGCUGCCUCCUGGUCUGGGUCAGAACUCUGCUGCCUCCUGGCCUGUACCCUGUCCCUGGGUCAGAACUCUGCUGCCUCCUGGUCUGGGUCAGAACUCUGCUGCCUCCUGGCCUGUACCCUGUCCCUGGGUCAGAACUCUGCUGCCUCCUGGUCUGGGUCAGAACUCUGCUGCCUCCUGGUCUGGGUCAGAACUCUGCUGCCUCCUGGUCUGGGUCAGAACUCUGCUGCCUCCUGGCCUGUACCCUGUCCCUGGGUCAGAACUCUGCUGCCUCCUGGUCUGGGUCAGAACUCUGCUGCCUCCUGGUCUGGGUCAGAACUCUGCUGCCUCCUGGCCUGGUCCCUGGGUCAGAACUCUGCUGCCUCCUGGUCUGGGUCAGAACUCUGCUGCCUCCUGGCCUGUACCCUGUCCCUGGGUCAGAACUCUGCUGCCUCCUGGUCUGGGUCAGAACUCUGCUGCCUCCUGGUCUGGGUCAGAACUCUGCUGCCUCCUGGUCUGGGUCAGAACUCUGCUGCCUCCUGGCCUGUACCCUGUCCCUGGGUCAGAACUACAAAUCCCAGUUGUGUAUGCAUUCCCUCAGAUUUCUCCUGCUGUGAAUCUAGUUAAUGGUCAGGUCCAGGGCCUAUGGAAGGUACGGCCAUUAUGGUUCACUCUCUGCAUUGUGGGAAACCAACUAAACUAACCCGGUGACUGGUUGCUAUGUCCAAAGCAACAGAACUAACCCGGUGACGGGUUGCUAUGUCCAAAGCAACAGAACUAACCCGGUGACUGGUUGCUAUGUCCAAAGCAACAGAACUAACCCGGUGACUGGUUGCUAUGUCCAAAGCAACAGAACUAACCCGGUGACGGGUUGCUAUGUCCAAAGCAACAGAACUAACCCGGUGACUGGUUGCUAUGUCCAAACCAACAGAACUAACCCGGUGACUGGUUGAUAUGUCCAAACCAACAGAACUAACCCGUGACUGGUUGAUAUGUCCAAACCAACAGAACUAACCCGGUGACUGGUUGCUAUGUCCAAAGCAACAGAACUAACCCGGUGACUGGUUGCUAUGUCCAAACCAACAGAACUAACCCGGUGACUGGUUGCUAUGUCCAAACCAACAGAACUAACCCGGUGACUGGUUGCUAUGUCCAAACCAACAGAACUAACCCGGUGACUGGUUGCUAUGUCCAAAGCAACAGAACUAACCCGGUGACUGGUUGCUAUGUCCAAAGCAACAGAACUAACCCUGUGACUGGUUGCUAUGUCCAAACCAACAGAACUAACCCGGUGACUGGUUGCUAUGUCCAAACCAACAGAACUAACCUGGUCACAGGUUGCUAUGUCCAAACCAACAGAACUAACCCGGUGACAGGUUGAUAUGUCCAAACCAACAGAACUAACCCUGUGACUGGUUGCUAUGUCCAAAGCAACAGAACUAACCCGGUGACUGGUUGAUAUGUCCAAAGCAACAGAACUAACCCUGUGACUGGUUGAUAUGUCCAAACCAACAGAACUAACCCGGUGACUGGUUGCUAUGUCCAAACCAACAGAACUAACCCGGUGACAGGUUGCUAUGUCCAAACCAACAGAACUAACCCGGUGACUGGUUGCUAUGUCCAAACCAACAGAACUAACCCUGUGACUGGUUGAUAUGUCCAAACCAACAGAACUAACCCGGUGACAGGUUGCUAUGUCCAAACCAACAGAACUAACCCGGUGACUGGUUGAUAUGUCCAAACCAACAGAACUAACCCGGUGACUGGUUGCUAUGUCCAAACCAACAGAACUAACCCGGUGACAGGUUGCUAUGUCCAAACCAACAGAACUAACCCGGUGACAGGUUGCUAUGUUCAAACCAACAGAACUAGCUGGGCAUCCAUUCUCUCUGUAGUCCGUGGGUGUUGUUGGGUACAGAGUCUUCCAUGAUGGCAGACAGUCUUCUGUAGUCUGGCUACCGGUCUGGUUAGAUAACAUUCCACUCCCAUGUCGUUGUUUCCUAAUGGAAAGCUAGAUAAACAGGCUGGUACCCAGACUAUAUUUUCUACAUCUGUAUUUCUGAACCAAGUCAUAUGUGUUGCUGAGAUAUCUUUGUAUAUCUCCACACCACAACCUAUUUAAAAACCAUAAUGCCAAUUGCUACAAAUGUAUAUUUUCUAUCUUUGUGGGUUUAAAACAAAAAAUGUUUGAUGGUCCUCAACAUUGAGUGUGUUUUAUAUCUUCAGACUAGCGUCUUGUCCUACAGAAUAGUCUGUACUUUAAUGCUCCUUGUGUUUUAUAUCUUCAGACUAGCAUCUUCAAAUUGUCCCCCCCCCCCUAAAAAAUAUAACCCUCAUCACCUUUACAGGAAUUUUCUCUUCUGAAACGCCCCUUCUAAAGGACAACAGUGUAUUUUGUAUAAAUAUAUCAAGAGUAUUAAGACAUUAUUAUGUAUCUCUGUACAGAACAACUGAAUGGUUUAAAAUGAGCUUGUUUUGUCCUGGAAAUAACUAAAUGAAGGCAAACCG
Messenger RNA from Oncorhynchus tshawytscha (Chinook salmon), 2807 nucleotides. RefSeq names its product LWamide neuropeptides-like. The coding region runs from base 28 to 1002 and encodes 324 amino acids. The transcript is spliced from 4 exons. The record is from RefSeq and is a predicted model, not a curated record. Lineage: Eukaryota; Metazoa; Chordata; Actinopteri; Salmoniformes; Salmonidae.